AUGAGUGAUUAUGGUGGUCUAGGGAUUGUUAUAGAAGAAAAUGAAGAUAAUAAACAACGACAAAUUGAUUUAAAAUUAAAACCAUCAAAUUUAAAUAUGCAACAACAAAUCAUACCGACAAAUUCAUUAACUUCUUCACCAUUACCAACUCCAACUCAACAAUCAUUUCAUCAACCAAAAUUAAGUAUAUCAUCAAGACAUUCAAGUAAUGCAAGUUUAUCAAAUAUUUCAAUUUCACAUAAAUCAUCAUCUCAAUCAUUAAAUCCUCCUAUACUAUCGCAACAACAACAGCAACAACAAACUUCACCAAAACCAAAUUUACAUAUACAAGCACCGCCAUCAUCAUCAAAUCAAAUACAACAAAUUAUAAGUAAUGAUAAAAAAGAAAUAUUAUUGCCACCAUUGCCUGAUGCAGCAGAAGAUUUACGAUCACCUUUAAUUUCAAAUUAUAAUACUAAUUUACAUGAUGAUCAACAUUCAACUUCAUCUGUAACAUCAAAUGAUAAUCAACAACCAAGUAAUAACGAUGAUACAAGCACUAGUCAAAGUGUUUAUUCAAAUGAUUUUAAUCAAAUUUAUCAAAACAAUAAAAGUUCAAUUUCAAAUUAUGCUUUAGAUUUUCCAUUAAUUGAUCAACAAUCACAGAAUAAUUUAAGCUAUUUUCCAACAGUAUCAAAACCUUCAAAUAAUUUUCAUGAUUCAUUUUCAAGUUUACCUUUGGGUAGUAGUACUGGAUCAAUACCACAAAUUUCAUCAUCAAUUAACAAUAGUCAAAACAAUUCAAGUAAUUCAAUACAAACAACUAAUGAAAAGACAAGUCCAUUGAAAAAAUUGAAAAGUUUGAAAAAUGGUAUUAGAAAGUUAUCUUUAGGAAGUAAUAGUAAUAAUAGUUCAAAUUCAAAUAUUUCAACUCCAAUUACUCCAAAGUUUUCAAAUUUAAGUUCAACUUUAAGUUCAACAACUACAAAUACUGCAUCAUUAAGACCAAAUUUAACUCCAUUACAAUUUGAAAAUGAUAAUAAAUCAUCAACAACAACAAUUGCAACACCAACACCAAUUCCUCAACCAAAUACUAUAAAUCAUCAACAUCAUUCAUCUUCUAGUUCAGCUUCAACUUCAUCAUCACUUAAAUCAAUUUUAAGAGCUAAAAGAGUAAGAGCUUCAUCACAAGGUAAUAAUUUAAAUGGUGGGUUAAUUUUCACACCAAUAACUCCACCACCAAUGACAUCACCAAUUAUAACAAUUAGUGAGAAUUUACAAUCAACAAAAACAACAAUGAAUAAUAUCGAACAAAAUUAUUUUGAUUCAUUAGCCGCAGCAAUUGCCACCACCGCAACAACAACAACAACCACCACUACAGAAUCAACAUCUCCAAAUAAAUCAUAUACUUAUCAACCACCACCUACACAAAUUGAAGAAAUGACAAAUAUAUCAGAUUUAAUCAAUUAUCUGGAAUUUUUAGUUAAUCAAAGAUCAGCAAUGGAUAAAGUAUUCGGUAAAACUAAAGAAAAAUUAAAAAAUUCAGGUUGGUGUUCAACUACAGAUUUACAUAAUUUACAAUUACAACAAGAUUCUUCAGUAUGUCAAAUUGAUUCAUUAUUAUUAAAAAUUGAAGAAAAAUUAAAUAGAGAUUUUAAUUAUUCAUUUUUAAAUAAAAAUUCAAGAUUUAUUGGAGGAUUUGAUAAUGAACAAAAUAGAGAUGAUAAUGAUAAUGAUGAUAAUGAUGAUUUAUUAGAUGAUUUAAAAGAUUGUAUUAGUCCAAGUUUAAAAGUUUUGGAAUCUAGGUGUUUUUCAUUUACUGAUUUUUAA
Messenger RNA from Lodderomyces jiufengensis, 1809 nucleotides. RefSeq lists its product as uncharacterized. The coding region runs from base 1 to 1809 and encodes 602 amino acids. The record is from RefSeq and is a predicted model, not a curated record. The transcript has a single exon. NCBI's taxonomy places the organism in Eukaryota, Fungi, Ascomycota, Pichiomycetes, Serinales, Debaryomycetaceae.